AUGCUGUUACACAUCCUUUUUAUGCUGUGGGUGUCAUCUGUAAUUUUUCUGCCAGGAAGGUAAGAGCACAUCUUCAUUUGUUGGAUAUGAACUUUUUUGCUGUUUGGCUCUGCACAUUUAAUUUUUAGUAUUUUGAUACGAACUGUAAAUAAUUACUAACAGACAUUAGAUGCUUCAAUUAUUUAACCCCUCUGUGAUUUGUCUACAUGAUCCUUUUCCCUGAAUUUUGCAUGAAAAAACUUUGCAAUUAUACACAAAGAAGGACUAAAAUAGAGGAAGAAGUUCAAAUGGAAAAUGCACUAUUAUACUUUGAAGGCAAGAAAAAGUGUAUAGUAAAUGUUAAUAUAAUUUCAACACAUUUGAAGUGAAUACUGUUGAGUAAACAACAUUUGGCACCUUUGCCGUCAACUAUAAAAUGCAUGUUGUGGAGAAGGAAAGCACCUUCAAAUAAAAUGUUCAUCCAUCAGCAUGAAGUCUAGAAUUAAAAGACUGAAAGAAAGAACAUGUAUGUGUGUUUAGCUCUGUUUUUGCCGUCAUCUGUCAGGUCUGUGCUCUGCAAGGAGAUGAAACUCCCAAGCAGAGCAGCCAAACCCCCCUCUCCAUCUGACUUUCUGGACAAACUGAUGGGACGCACAUCUGGCUACGACGCCCGUAUCAGACCCAACUUCAAAGGUAAGAGCACACUGUGGCGUGCUAGGGGAGGGCUUCCUCUGUCAGGACAGGUGUGAGAAAGUACGCGGUUCAUUCUAGCACAAUCUGGGCGGUGAAGUAGCACAAAUCACUCGCAGAUGCGUCAGAAGUCAAACAUGCUGCAGGCUGUGAUGUUUCUGGUCAUGUACUGUUACUGUUUUGAUGCUGACCCACAGCCUCUGGUUGUAAUAUUUUUACACAAGCGUAACUUUUUGUGUCAUAAAUGUGUGGUUUCCCUUCCGUGUUAACCCCACAGGCUUAUUCCAGUCUAAUCUUGGUCUCUGGUUGAGAUUGAAGCCAGCAGAUUCUCCCUGACACACUUCCCCCCUCCGUCCCUGGGGUCACAUUUCAUAUAUAUUUCAUAUUUGCUCUACAUCUGUGUCAGUGCAUGAUGUGGGUAAUUCCCAGCUGAUUAUCUAGAAAUAAACUAAUGUUACCUACCAAAGGAGAAUCAAUAAAUUAUUGCCCCUCAGGAAAUUAGUAACUGAAAUAUUUACAGUUUCAGUGGUUGACAGAUGGACUACACUAAUGGGAGCAUACUGGAAAUGACAACACAAUUUCAUGCCCCCGAUCUAAAAAAAAAGUCAUUUACCAGGACGCGGCAUGGCACACUGUGAAGACGGUGUUUUAGGGGAGCUCUGCUGUUUAAAUAUUUCAUGCAGAAAACAUCAUCUGUGGUAUUUAACAAAGCUCUAAUGUGUGGUUUGCAUCUGUCAGGUCCCCCUGUCAAUGUCACCUGUAACAUCUUCAUCAACAGCUUUGGGUCCAUCACUGAAACAACCAUGGUGAGAUUUUACUUUAUAAUCCUUACUGUUACACUUUGUUUUAGACACAACAAAAGUUGCAGCAGCCUGUGUAUAUCUCUGUUUAUCAUCUACUGAAUGGAUAUUAAAGUUACGCUAUAAAAUGACUGUAGAUAUUUGGACUAUUUGUUUACACAUUGACCUUUGAUCAAAGUUUUAGCACCAAAUUAAAGGACAUGAGAUGAUUCUGCACUGAUUUAUCUGAAGAGUAAGUAAGUUAGUAAAGUUCAUUUACAGAGCGCUUUUCACAGAUAAAAAUCACAAAGUGCUGUACAUAAAAUAAGUGCAAUUAGAUAAACAUAAACGGUGCAAAACGAAGUACAGAUACAUACACAAAUACAAAUACAGUACAGGUAAGUACAAAAAUAAGUGCAGAUAUAAAAAGACAUCAAAUAAAAGAUUUUUACUUAAUUUCAGAGAUGAGUUUUCACCUAGCAGCAGCUGUCUUGACAUCUGUAUCACUGAAAUUUGUCUUCCACUACCAGGUUUUAGAUGAAUUAGACCUGUGGUAAUUUCACAGCAAUUACAGCUGCUUGCCCCACUUAAAACAUCUGACCUAUUGUGUAGGAUGGUGCUAGAAAGGGAAUCUGAGGCUUUACAACAAUUGUGUUGAUUGUCUGUCGUUGUUGUAAUGCUCCUUAGAUGACAAACAAGUAAUGUGCAAACUGCAGCGUUACUGUUAUAGUCCUAUUACUGUUAAAUGUUGAUUUUACAUUACAGUCUGUGCACUACAGAUUCUACAGAUGAUGAAAGAUGGCUGAUUUAAACCCCACACCUGUAUGAUAAUGACAGUAAUUCAAGGUGCAAGUGUUGAUGGGCACUUAGGUGCACAUCAGGAUGUGCUCGAGCCGUGGAGGUGUGUAAUAGCAGCAGCUUUUACUGCAACGACAAUAAUGUACCCGAACAUGGUGCUAUCAUGGUGUAAAUUUAUAUGGAGAUCUGUUUUACUUCAUACAGUAACUGUACACUGUAAAUGAGAGGUAGAACUGCUUAUUACCAGCAGAUGGUGCCAUGAAUACUGUAUAUGACCAAGUAUGUAUAUGUUGAUCUGUAUAUGACAGUAUAUGAACCAAAUGUGUGAAAUUUUAAGAAAAUAUUUGCUUUGUAUGAGAGUUUAUACAACCUGUUUACAAUAGGUGGUGUUAGAAUAAUGAUUAAAAGUGUUUAUGUAGAUCUGUGAAGGCUGGUUCUGCCAUCAAACCAGUGAAAUGUGAGGCAGAUUGAACCUUCGAUAUUAAGGACAGUACUACCUCUUUCUACAAGAGGGCAUUAUGGCUGUAGGCAUUAGGGGUAGGAAUCACCAGUGGCCCCACGAUACGAUAUUAUCACAAUACUUGGACCAUGACACGAUAUUAUUGCAAUUUUUAACAUUCUGCAAUACAGUGACUAUUACGAUAUAUAUCUAAUUACUAUUUUAGUUCAUAAUUUAUUUGCUGAAUGCUGUGUCAGUAAUCAACAUCUCUGAAUGGAUCUCUUUAGUAUGCCAUAAAUUGGUAUAGUAUCACUGUGAUGUGCAUGAGCCUCUGCUGGUUUAAUUUCAUACAAAUGCGGAAUUUUCUGUCUGUUUAUAUGUGGAAACAGAGCUGGUUUGUGUUGGUUUUCAUCACACUCUUUUAUCUUUUACGCAUUUCUCCAUUUCUUGUGUUUUUGGCUUGCCUCCUGCUGUUUGCAGAGUUUCAUGUAGCUAGGACAAUACAAUCAUUGCAUCAUGACUAAUUAAUGACUAUAAACACCAUCAUCGAGCUCAUUACAUAACGGCAGCAGUGGUUUCUCUUACUUUUGUCUCUCAGUUGAAGGACCACCUAUCCUUUAUUUAAGAGGCCUGUGAUGAGUUGGGACACGGGAGUUAUGCAAGUCCAGAGUUUGGAAGAACGUUUUGUUAAAAACCUCUUGAGAUAGCCAUCAGAAUUUAAUGGAUGAUAUUAUAAGUGGAGUUUUCUGUUGCUCAGGUUAUGAGCACUUAGGUUUCACUCAGUAUUCAUGCGCUUUUCUUUUACUCACACUAAAUUCACGUGGGCACAGACUCCUCACCUGCUGAGAGACACUGCAGGUUCAUUUGUUAGUCACCCCUGUUCUUGGCUCUUUUACAAGAUUUAUUACAAUGAAAUGAUCAUAGUCAAAUUUAACCUGACAAACCCCUUAAAUCUGAAUACAAAUCCUGUAUGGAGUGAACUCUACAGUCGUUGCUUUAAGCUUUAUUACUCAAUAAUCAGUCUUUAUUUUUAUAGCACUUUCAUACACAGUCAUGUAACACAAAGUGCUUUACACAAAAAAAGGAAUAAAAGAAACAAAGAAUAUCCAGAUCUACCCCAACCCAACGCCUCAUUCCCAACCAAUAAUCUAAACACAACAGAAACAGUAUUAAAAUGCAUAAAUUUAAAAGGGGCUUGAUUUUGUGGAAACAGGAAUGUGUGCACCGAGGAAACGCCAUUUUAAAACUCAAGAUGAGGAAACACUGGAGGUUUAGGUAAGAAUCUAAAAACAAAGUAAGAUAGAAUGAAAUGUAAUAAAUAAUAAAUAAAAUGAAAUAAAAACAACAGUAAAAGAUACUAAUAUAAGAGCACCAAAAUAGUUCAAUAAAAGACGAUCCUGUCAUUAAAACUAGAAAGAGAUACGUGCUAAAACACCUAAACAAAGUUAAUGAUAUAAAAUUAGUUAAAAAGGUAAAAGCAGAUCAGAUAGAUAAGAAGGGCCAAAGCCAUUCAGAGCUUUAAAAACCAAUAAAUCAACAUUAAAAUCUAUUCUAAAAGAGACGGGUAGCCAAUGCAGAGACCUUAAAAUCAGUGUAGUAUGAUCUUUCUUUAGAUUCAAGUCAUUUUCUGAGCGGUGAUUGUGACUUUAUUCUUCACUGUUAGGACUACCGGCUCAAUGUAUUUCUGAGACAGCAGUGGAAUGACCCUCGCCUGGCGUAUAAGGAGUACCCUGAUGACUCUCUGGACCUGGACCCCUCCAUGCUGGACUCGAUUUGGAAACCUGACCUGUUCUUUGCAAAUGAGAAGGGAGCAAACUUUCAUGAGGUCACAACAGACAACAAACUGCUCCGGAUUUUUCAAAACGGAAACGUCCUCUACAGCAUCAGGUGACCCGAUUUUUUAAACCCUAAAUGAGGCUGAAUCAUGUAACAGGAUGCGACACAAACAACAAACUCGCUUCUUUGUUUUGCCAAUAUGCAGACUGAAUAUGAACUUCUAUCUCUAUGAGAGGAUGAGUUUAUGACUCAGCAGCGUAUUUGUUUCACUCCAGUUCAGUUCGUUCUUAUUGUCCAGCACCCACUGUGAACGAGUUUGUGUAAAACAAUGACUUCAAGCUGAAACAAAAUCAGGUCAGUGAUAUGCAAACAGUAGAUGAACUGUAGCCUAAUGCUGAGGACUCACCAUUAGAAUAUAAAACAGAGAGCCAUGUGAAACGCUGCUCUAGUUUCUCUAGUGAACAUGAACUUUAAAUUAAACCCUGACUUUAGGUUUAACCCUGAGCAGUUGGAAAAAAAAAGACUUUAAAUUGCUUGAUACUCAGCUACUCACACAUCUCAGAGUGACAUUGAACUGCAACCACUCAUGUUUUUCCCUGAAAUGUUGCUCAUUUGUGUGAAAUACUUCACUUUGUCCUUGCUGGAAUAAAGAGAAGAGGAGUGCUUUAAAUGAGCAGCAAAAAAAAAAGCAUGACUCGAUGAAUAAAGCAGCGGUAGAAAAAGAAACUGUCUAUUAAACAUUAGUGAGGUCUUUGUUAACAACACUCUAGUCCGUUUUGCUUCUGCAUCUUGGGAUUAGGGGGAGCCUUUUCAUGUAUACUGUGUAUUCUCUCUCUGUCUACAGCACAUUUUACUUAAGGCCCUCCUUUGAGCUAAAAUGCUGUCAAUUAGCAUGUAGAAUAGUUAAAUCCAAAGGCGGACAGAUCAGAGUUACUGGAUUUGACCUUUCAUUAGUACAAAAAAAGGGUUUCUGUGAUAGGAGGGAUGGCUGCCACUGUGGGUCUAAUGCACCGGCCUUUUGUCCACCCCAGUAUGCAUUUUUCACACAAUAAUAUGGUGUUGUCUAUUUCGCAGGCUGACCCUCACCCUCUCCUGUCCCAUGGAUCUGAAGAACUUCCCCAUGGACAGCCAGACAUGCACAAUGCAGCUUGAGAGCUGUGAGUUCAGCUUGAAAACGUAAACCACAGAUUGUGUGACAGGUUUUUACACAUCAUUUACUCUUCCUUUGCCUGUCUUCUAGUUGGCUACACCAUGAAUGAUCUUAUUUUUGAGUGGCUGGAUGUGGGAGCGGUGCAGGUGGCGGAUGAUCUCACGCUCCCUCAGUUUGUGCUGAAGGAGGAGAAAGGCCUCGGCUACUGCACCAAACAUUACAACACAGGUACAUGACGCACAACAGCCUGUCAGUCAAAAUUCUGUGUGGGUUUUGUCAUUUAACCUCUAAUGAGAGUGUCAGUGUGGACCCGUAUCUCCUCCUCUGAUAGGUAAAUUCACCUGCAUCGAGGUCAACUUCUUCCUGGAGCGUCAGAUGGGUUACUACCUGAUCCAGAUGUACAUACCCAGCCUGCUCACUGUCAUCCUGUCCUGGGUGUCAUUCUGGAUCAACAUGGAUGCGGCGCCGGCCAGAGUGGGGCUGGGGAUCACGACGGUGCUUACCAUGACAACGCAGAGCUCUGGCUCCAGGGCUUCCCUGCCAAAGGUCAGACAGUUUGCUUUGUGGCAAAUGAAAGUUAGUCAGGGUUUCUCAUAAAGGCUGGGCUAGUUUUAGACAUGAAAACGGUUAUUGAAUUUAAAGAGUUUGUCAAAUACCAUAAAGACAUUAAUAAAUAAAACAUGUAAAGAUGAGAGAUGGACCUAUCAUAUCAUAACUUAUUGCACUGUAGUGUACCAUUUUAUAUCCCAUUGUAUUUUAUCAUAUCAUAUAGUAUCAUAUUGUUUCAUUUCAUAUCGUAUCGACCAAAAAAAAAAAAAAAAAUGAAUACUAAAAAACUUGUUUUAUUGGAGAAACCAACACCAGGUUCAGGCUGGAGCUCAAUGACAUUAUCACCAGAUCCAGCUGUCUGAUUCUUUUUUUUUUCACUUAUUCUAUUAGAUCAAAUCCCAAAUUUCAUUCUUGAUAAAUCUUUAAAUGGACAAAACACUGAAAUAAACUCGACUAUUUUUAGUUAAGUAGUGAAAAAGUACAACAAUCUCAUGUAAAUAAUAAAUAAGAAAUGCCAACAUCAAAAAAGAACUCCACAUCGAAGAACCGCUUUUAACUUUGUAGAGAUACAGAUAUCAAAGUAACAGCAUCAAUUAUGCAGGCAGGUUCUUUGAUGACUGUUGGAGUAAAUCUAAGGUCUCUUUUUAUUUUUCAUGUUGCUAUAAGGGCAGAUACAUUUACUGAAGUGCUGCACUUAAGUGACAUACCCUCUUUUAGUGUUUCUGUUUUGUGGUACUUGUGCUCUCAUCACAUUUCAGGUGGAGUAAUUGUAUUCUUUGUUCAACUACAUUGAUUUAACACCUAUAGCUUUUUGUCAUUUUCCAUUUAUUGAUUUUAACUUUAAAAAAAGCAUUUGCUGCUUAGAGCUCCUGUCAUAAACUUUUGGCUUGAGCUCAUUUUUGUCCACCCUGCUGAUAAAGAUGCAAGUUGUAUCUCCUUGUAUCUCACUUCUGUACAUGCCAAGCCAGUAUCCUCUGACAGGAAAAAAAAUACCAUCCUGCUUUCUUUUCACUGUGAAAUAUACAAUAUCAUUUGUCAUGAAUAUUUGAUGUUGAUAUCUUAAAAAAGGUGUUGCUUGAGUGUUUUUUUUUUUUUCAUUUUUGUCAUACAAACCUUUGUAUUAUUGAGAAAUCAAAUGUGUAACUUGGAUGGAGACCAUUGAGCAUGUUGAGUAUUUUAUAUUCUUGAUGUUAAUUUUUUAAGAAUUUUUGACAGCUAAAGCGAGACAGGAAAUGUGGGGACUGGGGAAGAACAUGCAGUGAAAGGUUGUGGCCUGGAGUGAAACUGGUGACCUGUGCAACAAGGAUUAAGACCUCUAUACAAGUGGCGUGUGCCUAAAUCGCAAGGCCAACUGGCACUUUAGUGUUUUUCUAAAAAUGUUGUACUUUUGCUCCAAAUGGAGAAUUUUCUGCACCUUUUCAAGGUUUAGGAAUGUCUCUCAACAAUGUCUAAUUCAAACAAAGUUGCACAAAGUAAACCAACAUGAAACUCUCCUGAUAGAUUGUAGUUUCCAUCAAUCUUUUAUGCCACUUCCAAACAUAACCUGAUCUCCAUGAAUGACUUCACCAGUGAUUUUUUUCUUUGUUUUCUCAGGUGUCUUAUGUGAAAGCCAUCGACAUCUGGAUGGCGGUGUGCCUCCUCUUCGUGUUUGCUGCACUGCUGGAGUAUGCGGCUGUUAAUUUUGUUUCACGGCAGCACAAGGAGUUCUUCAGACUGAGGAGGAAACUGAAGGAGCAACAGCGACAGAGAACUGUGAGUGCAACAACCCCUCCCACUCAGGCCCCUUGGGCGGCUGUCACCUGCUAUUCCCCGCGCCUGGCUCUGCACGAGCUGCAAGACUCAGCUGCAUGUUGCUUUCCAGCAGAGAAACACAGACAGCGUUGACCUGUAAUUAAUUCAAACCAUCACCUCAUCCCACUUCUGGAGGGAUGUUCUGGGCAUAUAGCACCUUCACUUUAAGCCUCUUCAGGAGAAGAAAAGUACAUCUGACAGAAGAAAAAACUCUUUUAAAGAAAAUACAUCUUAUAUGUAACAGAGUGACAGCAGCUGCAAGAUUCAUUUUGUCUUUGUAACAUUUAUAAAUAUGACACACAAAACAUCUGCUAUAGUCCUUUGUGCUACUUUGUUAAGAUAAUGCCGUGCCAUUUAAACUCCCUCUAACUUAUUCCAGAUUAAUGUCAUCCACUUCGUUGAAACAGAUGAUGUCUUGUUUAUGUUCGGGAUUUGGAGCACACAUGCGGCGCAGACGGGCUGUGUUAGUCAAUGAAGUCUGUUUGAUGAUUACAUUCAUGUGCUGCCUUUUCUUCCCCGUCAGCAGGCAAGUGGUGACAGUAAAGCAAAAGGAAAUAUGUCAGGCAACACUGCUCCUCAAGGGAACCGGCGGUGCAGCGUCUGUGCACGGGUGAGUACUGUCACUUUGUUCAGUUAAAUACCAGCCAAUCAGCUGCUCAGACAUAAAACAGACACGGGUUAAGCUGUUGCAGCAAAUCCUUGAUCUGUGAUGUUUCUUUUUUCUAAUAGGAGGAGGAGCUGGCGCAGCAGGGUUUACUCUUCCAGAGUUUUGGACUUUCGACUGCACCGGAAAUGGAUGCAACUCCAGUGUUUGCAGAUCUACCUCCAGGUUUGGGCUUCUAUGACAUACGCAGACGCUUUGUGGACAGAGCAAAAAGGAUUGAUACCAUCUCCCGGGCAGUUUUCCCCAUGAGUUUCCUCAUGUUUAAUGUCCUCUACUGGCUCACCUACAAAGUUCUACGACAUGAGGAUCUUCACGCCACAUCGUGA
Molecule: messenger RNA, 8941 nt
Organism: Xyrichtys novacula (pearly razorfish)
Lineage: Eukaryota; Metazoa; Chordata; Actinopteri; Labriformes; Labridae
Source: the annotation of a GenBank genome assembly